GGGUGACGAGGAGGAGGAAGAAGGGAAAGAUGCCACUAAAAGAAAGCAAACUAUUAAGACUGAGGAAGAGGAAGAAGAAGAAGGGAAAGGUGACGCUAAAAGAAAGAAGAGCAAUGAGGAGGAAGGAGAAGGAUGGAAAGAUGAAUCUAAAAUAAAGAGGAGCAUCAAGACCGAGGAAGAGGAGGAAGGAAGCAGGGAGGUCCUGAAAAGAAAGAGGAGCAGUGAGGGUGAAGAAGAGGAGGAAGGAGAGGGGGUGGAGUCAGUUAAAUCCGAGUAUGAAGACAAAAGCGUGCUACUGUUUGAUGGCGCCGGGUACCACUGCCUUAUCUGUGGUUGGAAGAACAAGCUAAAAGCUGUGGGCAUCAGCCACGUGGUGCGCAAGCAUAACAUUCCCAAAGCAUACGCCAACCAGGCCAUCAGACGUGACGUUGCCGCGUCCAACCAGACACAGAGUGGCGGGGGGUGGAAGAGGAGGAGGCGGUGGUGGCCGGGCUGAGCGGUGAGCUGCUGAAGGAGGAGAUGGAGGCCACGGCCAAAGUGGUGCGCUUCAUCUCCAACCGCUUCGUGUGCCUGAUGUGCGGCUGGAAGACCAAACUCAAAGGUUUCGCCAUCAGUCACGUGGUGCGUUGCCACGACGUCGAGCGGCCGUACAGCUGCAAGGACUGCAAGCGCAGCUUCUUCCUGCCGAGCCGGCUGCAGCGGCACAUCAGCUCCGCCCACCGGCCCGGCCGCUACGCCUGCCCCUUCUGCUGCUUCAGGUCGCACUUCCUGGGAGGCUUCAGGAGACACUGCAGCCGCUGCAACGCCCGCGAGGAGGAGGGGGAUGGCGGUGAGGGAGGGGCAGUGGAGGAGGAGGACAAUGAGGAGGAGGAGGAGGGAGAGGACAGGAAGGAGACAAGAAGGGAGAAGAAACGCAGAAGUGUGGGGAUGGCGGCAGUGGAGGAGGACGACGAUCAGGACGAAGACGACGAAGACUGAAAAGGAGGAGGAGCUACAGAAGCACACGAUACUUCGCUGAAAGUUUUUAACCUGCAGAGAACAAAUAUCUGUUUCACCGAGUCCGAAUAAACUUAUUUUUUUUACGAUU
This is a messenger RNA of Oreochromis niloticus (Nile tilapia), 1087 nucleotides long. Its product is annotated as chromosome alignment-maintaining phosphoprotein 1. The coding region runs from base 520 to 978 and encodes 152 amino acids. The record is from RefSeq and is a predicted model, not a curated record. The transcript is spliced from 2 exons. Lineage: Eukaryota; Metazoa; Chordata; Actinopteri; Cichliformes; Cichlidae. Gene Ontology annotation, biological process: attachment of mitotic spindle microtubules to kinetochore.